AUGAGUACCGGGACAGUUGCGGCGAAUGAAGCAUUGCAGGAGCCCUGCGUAAGCCCCCUCGCCGUUGUGGAAGGCCCGUACUCUGUCCACUUUUCUCUCGGUUGUGUCGUGCACCCGUGUGCGGUCAUCGUUGCCCAGCGUGGACCUAUAUACUUUGGCGCCUACUGCGUUGUGGAGGAGCAUGCCCGUAUCAUCAACAGUGCAUUGGAAGACGAGGAGGCCCUUCAAGUGAGGUCUGCUGCCCAACCCAUGACCAUCGGCGCAUACAACCACUUUAAGGCCUUCUCUCACGUGGUGAAUGUUCAGCGCAUUGGCCACGGUAACCAGUUUGAGCCCCAUUGCCGUGUUGAAGGUGCGAACGAGGAAGCCGAUGGCUCCACUGCGUUAUGCUUUGUGGGGGAUUAUUGCGUUGUUGGGGCGUUUGUUCGCCUCGGAAGGCGACAACGUGGUGUAGACACAGUUCCCGAUCUGGAGCCACAAACGAACUUGACAAUGGCAAUCCCGUCACGCAGUGUGUUGCUUUACCGUGCCGCGGCGAAUGGGGUGUGCAACUGUUCUCCUUCGUUGUGUUGUUCUUGCUGUUGUUUCUGGGUGCUCCCGCGGGGAAUCUCGCUCGAUGAGGAGGCGGCGGAUGCUGCGAUGCGGAAGAAGUGCUGCUGCCUCCGCGAGGUGCAGUUGCGCGGUGCGGCGGUGUGCCACUGA
Molecule: messenger RNA, 702 nt
Organism: Trypanosoma grayi
Lineage: Eukaryota; Euglenozoa; Kinetoplastea; Trypanosomatida; Trypanosomatidae
Exons: 1
Coding region: 1-702 (233 amino acids)
Biological process (GO): mitotic spindle organization
Cellular component (GO): dynactin complex
Molecular function (GO): dynein complex binding
Source: RefSeq, a predicted model, not a curated record